Molecule: messenger RNA, 1973 nt
Organism: Kogia breviceps (pygmy sperm whale)
Lineage: Eukaryota; Metazoa; Chordata; Mammalia; Artiodactyla; Physeteridae
Gene: RUSF1
Product: RUS family member 1
Source: RefSeq, a predicted model, not a curated record
UCUCUUCCCGCGGAACUAAAGGGAGGAAUCCAGGAUGGCAUAUGUUGCUAGGAGUGAGGAUCAACUGUGCUCCGAGCAGUUCGGCUCCGGGACGGCCCGGGGCUGCCGCGCCGCCGCCGACGGGAGCUUGCAGUGGGAGGCCUGGGGGCGGCGCUGGUGGGGGUUCUCCGGGGCCCUCACAGCGAAACCCGGAGGACGAGAUGGGGGCGAAAGGGUGGCUCCCGGGACUGCCGUCCCACCUCUUUCCCGGCUCCUGGCUGUCUUCCUGCCUCAGGGCUUCCCCGAUAGCGUCAGCCCGGACUAUCUGCCCUACCAGCUGUGGGAUUCCGUGCAGGCCUUUGCUUCCAGCCUCUCGGGUUCCCUGGCCACCCACGCAGUCUUGCUGGGCAUAGGGGUAGGGGACGCAAAAGCCUCAGUUUCAGCUGCCACGGCCACCUGGCUCGUGAAAGAUUCAACUGGCAUGCUGGGCCGCAUCAUCUUUGCCUGGUGGAUGGGGAGCAAAAUGGACUGUAAUGCCAAGCAGUGGAGGCUUUUUGCCGACAUCCUCAAUGAUGUGGCCAUGUUCCUCGAGAUUAUGGCUCCCAUAUUUCCCGUGUGUUUCACCAUGACCAUCUGCAUCAGCAAUCUGGCCAAGUGCAUUGUGGGCGUGGCUGGUGGGGCCACUCGGGCAGCACUGACCAUGCAUCAGGCCCGGAGAAACAACAUGGCCGACGUGUCAGCCAAGGACGGCAGCCAGGAGACGCUGGUAAGCCUGGCAGGGCUCCUGGUCAGCCUCUUGAUGCUUCCCCUGGUGUCAGAUUGCCCUAGCUUAAGCCUUGGCUGCUUCUUCUUCCUCACUGCCCUCCACAUCUAUGCCAACUACCGGGCAGUCCGGGCCCUUGUCAUAGAGACCUUGAACGAAGGCCGGCUCUGGCUGGUCCUGAAGCACUUCCUUCAGCGGGGAGAGGUACUUGGCCCCGCUUCAGCCAAUCAGAUGGAGCCGCUGUGGACAGGUUUCUGGCCAUCUCUGUCUCUGUCCCUGGGGGUCCCCCUGCACCGUGUGACUUCCAGUGUCUUUGAGCUGCAAAAGCUGGUUGAGGGGCACCAAGAACCCUACCUCCUUCGCUGGGACCAGUCACAAAACCAGGUCCAGGUUGUCCUGAGCCAGAUGGCAGGCCCUGAGACCAUUCUAAGGGCUGCCACUCACGGACUGGUGCUUGGAGCCCUGCAGGGAGAUGGACCCCUCCCGGGAGAGCUGGAGGAACUGAGGAACCGAGUACGGGCUGGUCCCGAGAAAGAGAGCUGCGUCAUCGUCAGGGAGACCCACCAAGUGUUGGACAAGCUAUUUCCAAAGUUCUUAAAAGGACUGCAGGAUGCGGGCUGGAGGACUGAGAAUCACCAGCUUGAGGUGGAUGAGUGGAGGGCCACGUGGCUCCUGUGUCCAGAAAAGAAGCUCUUGUGAGCAGCCCAGCCAGAGGCCCAGGUCCCAGGACAGGAGCCUGGAGCGAGGACACUUUGGCCACAGCAGGACCUGGGAAAGGCAGCUUUAUUUUUGCUUAGGGGCACCGAUGUGGCCAGUUGGCCAAGGAAGUGACUACCAAUCAGAUGGACUGGGCCCCAGGCAGAGACAAGGUAGAGAGAAGGAGUACCAGGGCCUUCCCCCCGCACUCUCCUGCCCCAGGCCCUUCUCACCACUGCAGGCUCCCCACCCCCACUCACUGCAAGACUGUGGCUCCUGGUGCCCGACACAGUUGACCUCAGGCGUAAAAGCCCCAGAGGAACGUGGCCACGGCCAUCAUGAGCAGGGCAUUGAGGUUGACGACGCGGGCCCAGCUUGGGUCCUCACUGAUGUCCUCCAGUCGCCUGGCUGCGGCAGCCGUCUCCUCCUGGGUAGGGCGUGGGGGACUGCCCGCCCCACCCCUGCUCAUUCCACAGAACCAGAGCAGGCACUGGCGGAACAGGCCUGGCGCUGGGGACGGGGGCUCUGGGAGACA